This is a messenger RNA of Chelonus insularis, 2073 nucleotides long. RefSeq names its product sanpodo (gene spdo). NCBI's taxonomy places the organism in Eukaryota, Metazoa, Arthropoda, Insecta, Hymenoptera, Braconidae. The transcript has 5 exons. The coding region runs from base 245 to 2011 and encodes 588 amino acids. The record is from RefSeq and is a predicted model, not a curated record.
UAAAUAAAACAAUGUGUAAAAAAGUUUGCCUUGAGAUAACCGAGCAAGUGAUUUCUCCAAUUCAAUCAGUUAAUUUUUCCUUAGAGACCUGGAAAAGACCAUCAUACACCAGCAGUGUUUAUGUGAUUUUAAUUGGUCAAUGAUUUGAUUAAUUACAACAAAAGACUUAAUUGGCUCGCUUUUUUUUAAUUUUUUUGUGUCUAAAAUUUAGUUGUUUACAAGUUUAGAAAACAAACCAAAUAAAAUGUCACAACCGGCUCCAGUGCAUUGUUAUACAAAUCCAUCAUUUUGUCGUCAAUCAGAAUAUUUACCUGAAGAUCAUGAUGAGCUACCACCCCCUCCGCAAUUUCAAAGUAUCGAAGAUCUACCCCCGCCACCACCACCAGUUACAGUACCGAUUCCGAUACAAAAUCAUACAGAAAAUUAUAAUCAAGGACAUGCAAAUCCUGCAUUUCAAACGAAACCCGAACCUGAUAUUGAAAUCGAUCGUUAUGCCAAAACCCAGGAUCGGUAUUGUUAUUUAGAUGAAGCCCCACACAAAGAAGUGCAAGAAAGUCGUGUUGUUUACGAACGUAAUUCUCGGAAUCGGUAUGAGUACAUUGACGAUGACGAACCGCCAGUUCAGCACAAUCGCCUUCAAAGAAGAGCAUCUUUGUCGCGAUUUGAAAUUCAUAGUCAGCGGCAAAAUCAACAGUUUGUAAGACAAGGAAGUUAUCACGGUCAACAGCUGCGAGGCUACGAAGAUCUCGAUGGAAACCAAAGGGUCCGUCGUUUUCGUCACGACGGAAAUGACCGUUACGCUUUGGUGCCCGCGGACGAGGGAAAUAUUGAUAGAGACUCUUCUUGGCUAAGUGGUGGACGUUCUUCCCCUCGUGGACGAUAUGCAAGAGUGCCCAUGCAGGAAGAUGAUCCUCCAGUAUUACCUGAUCGGAAUUUGCAGAACCAACCAGAACUUAGGGAGAAUACCUUUUCAUCGAGAAAUAAUCUUGCUACGCAAAAACUUCAUGAAAUAUUGACUACUCCGAGAAAGCCAAGAUCUAAAUCAGAAGAUAGAAAUUUAUCACCGGGUAAACAUGAACGAGGUACUCCUCAACGUGGUGCACAAUACACACCACCCAUCAACACUACAUCACCAACAGGUCGAGGAGUAAUCCCAGGAUCAAGUAGGAGAGGAACUCCAAUAGGAACACCACAGCGUACAUUUUCCCCAACUAGAGUUCCACAAACAUCGACACCAAACAAAGAGACGCCUUCGGCACGCAGAUGUUUACCUUUAAAUGAACAACAGGAAAUUUGUCCAGCAAGUAAUUGCGGAAGAGCUCGCUAUUCUCAACGUCGAGAUGGGACAUCAUCGUUAGCUACAUCUCCAACAGAUUUUAAUGAGCUACCACCACGUUACGCUUUUGUUGAAUCAAACUCCGACUCUAUGCCUAUGGUUAUUGGCUCACCUAAGUACCAGGUGUUGUCAACACGUUCUGAAUCACAAUCACAACUAAAAAGGAAUGCAUAUCAAAGUGUAGAAAGUGCUUUUAUUGCACGUACAGCUGUGGUACCUCCGUUAUCACCACCUAAUAGUGAAAUGAACACAACUCAAACUAGUGGAAUAGAGAAAAAUGAAAAAAAAAGUGCACCAUUACUACUUGUUCUAGUUGGCAUCUUGACUUGUGGAUUAGCACUUUAUUUAUCUUGGACUCAAGGGAGGAAAUACUACUUAGAUAGUGCAGCAGGAUGUGGAGCUUGUUGCGCUUUGGUUGGCAUUUGUCGAAGUCUUAGGCGUGCCUGGACAGGUUUAGGACUUGCUGGUUUAUCAGCACUCAGUUGUGCUGGUUUAUUAUUACUUGCAGCAAAAGCACCACGACCAGGAACUCCACUCCAUGAUGUGACAGCUGGUGCACUGUGCGGUAUUUCAUUACUUGGAGUGUCAUUAGCUUUGAUAGCACUACUCAAGCCUAAAUGUCAUUUCGGUCGUCACCGACGUGUUCAUUCUUGGAUGCCAAGAUUUUCACCUUAAAUUAUUUUGUACUUAUUUUUUUAUCUUUUAAAUUUCAAUUGUAUUCUUUAAUGUAAUUAUAA